CGAUGCUACUGCCCCCCGCCGCGCAAUGUUCUGUCGCCAUCGCCCCGCUGCGCAUGCGCGGGGGAGGCGGGCGUCCCCGGCGGAGGCGAGGGCUGUGCGGCGUGCGGGCAGCGGGCAGUUAUGGGCGAUGAGUCAACAAUGUAUUUGCUGGACCAAGGAACUACUAAAACAUAUCAAAUACCUAUUGGUCAUCUCGACUACAAGUUCAUUGAAAAAUGUACAGACGUUAAACACCUGGAAAAGAUUCUCAGGGUACUAAGGUCUGGUGAAGAGGGAUGUUAUCCUGACUUGAUGUUGUUUUGCGAAAAGCGUAUUGAGCAUUUAGCUCCAGGGAGCAGAGUUCUCAGAAAAGAUAAGCCUGCAGCCACAGCAGCUGAUUUUACAGCUGAAGAAUGGGAAACGAUUAAUGGUGAACUGAUGAGCUGGGUUGCAGAAAUGAAUGAAGAUGAUAAUAAACCACAGUUUUUGAAAACAGGCACACUGCAUGAAGGACAAGAUAACUUGCCUCCUAUUCGUUGUUCCAGCAGCUGUCUUCCUGCUUCCCAGAACAAAAAGGUACAAAACAAACAAAGAAAUAAGAAAAACAUACCACGGGAUUACAGUGAAUGGGAUAAGUUUGAUGUGGAAAAGGAGUGUUCUAAAAUUGAUGAAAGCAGUGAAGAAAAUAACUCAAAAGCAAGAUUCUGUAGUAGACCAAGUCUACCUCUUAUUGAAAAGAAAGUAAACACAACCGGCAUGACAAAGAAAGAGAAGAUCCUUAUUGCUACUCGGGAAAAAGAAAAGGGCAAUGAAGCCUUUGCCAGUGGAGAUUAUGUGGAAGCAGUGACAUAUUAUGCUCGGAGUAUAUCUGUACUACCCACUGCAGCUGCAUACAAUAACAAAGCUCAAGCAGAAAUCAAACUUCAGGACUGGGACAAUGCCUUGCAGGAUUGUGAGAAGGUGCUAGAUAUAGAACCUGGCAAUGUAAAAGCUCUGAUGCGCCGUGCCACUGUUUACAAUCAGCUGAAGAAUUACCAGGCAGCUGUGAAGGAUCUGAACACAGUAUUAUGCAUUGAACCAGAAAAUGCUGUAGCUAAGAAAAAUCUGCUAGAGAUUGAAAAGAAACUGAAAGAAUUAGAGCCUGUAUAUAAGACUGAAGGCAGAGGAAAAAGAAUACUUAUUCAAGAUGUAGAGGAUUCAGAAGUUGAUGAAGAAAGAGGGGAAAAUGCAGAAGAAUGUGGAAGAAGCAGCAGAGAUAAAAAAAUUGUCCUGCCAGUAAGAGGCGAGUCGGCUUUGGGGAAGGCUGAGAUGGGGAAUGCACAGAGAAAGUUUCACAGCAAAGGAGGUGGCUCCAAGUUGGAAGACAGAGAGGCCCAGAAGCAGAAGGAAUCAGCUGAGAGUGGAUUAAAAAAAGGCACAGCAGAGAAAAAAUCACAGAAAACAGACCAUGAAAGUGAAGCCAAUGGUUAUUUAAACAGCAACCAAACAAGUGAAAGCCCUGAAGCCGGCCAGUCCUCCAGAUUGCAUGAAGCAGGGUCCCUGUCAGCUGGUGCUGCCCAUUCGACUUCGCUUCCUCCAGCUGCUGCAAAACUGAAAAGUGAAGGAAACGAGUUAUUUAAGAGUGGACAGUUUGGAGAAGCUGUGCCCAAAUACUCGGAAGCAAUUGAAUAUGUCAUCAGCGUCGGAGAACGAAGUCCAAAUGAUUUAAGUAUCUUGUACUCAAACAGAGCAGCAUGUUACUUCAAAGAAGGCAACUGCAGUGACUGCAUUCAAGAUUGUAACAGAGCUCUGGAGCUUCAGCCAUUUUCCCUUAAGCCUCUUCUACGACGAGCAAUGGCAUACGAGUCUAUGGAGCGGUAUCGACAGGCGUAUGUUGAUUACAAAACAGUUCUACAAAUAGACAGCAGCAUACAAGCAGCAAAUGAUAGUAUUAACAGAAUAACGAAGACUUUAAUUGAUCAAGAUGGUUCUAGUUGGAGGGAAAAACUGCCACCGAUUCCAGUUGUCCCUGUUGCUGCUCAGCUACACAGAUGGGAUGGAGGAAACUUUACUUCAGAGGUUAAGCCAAGAAGUACCGCAGAUAUCAACAAAGAACAGUUGCAGAUGAAUCGUGAGAAAGCUGAGGAAAAGUUCAGGACAUUAAAAAACGAAGGGAAUGAUUUUGUGAAGAAGGGUAAAUAUGAUGAAGCUGUAAAUAAAUACAGUGAAUGCUUGAAGUUGAAUACCAAGGACUGUACAAUCUACACUAACAGAGCUCUCUGUUACUUGAAACUGUAUAAAUAUGAAGAGGCUAAGCAGGAUUGUGAUCAUGUUCUUCAAAUAGAAGAUUCUAAUAUUAAAGCUUUUUACAGAAGAGCACUAGCAUACAAAGGAUUACAGAACUAUGAAGCCAGUGUCGAUGAUCUCAAGAAGGUUCUUCUAAUAGAUCCACGUGUUCUUGAAGCAAAAAAUGAACUAGAGGAGAUAACCCAACUGCUCAGCCUUGGCAGCGUUGCUGUAGCUGAUUGUCAACAAAAGCAAAGGAAGAAGAUAACCAUACAAGAGGUAACUGAUGAACAGGAAGAGGGGCAGCUUGCGACAUCAGAAGACGUUGUGGCUGAUGAUGCUAGCUCUAAAGAAGCAGUUCAGAAGAGCAUGCCAUCGAACACCUGUGAAAAACUGACGAUUUCUGAACCGUCCAAUGCCUAUGACUUUGGUCAAAUUAUAAAUGCAGUGAAUGCCAAUAAGGAUCAAUCUGCUUGUGCAGAUCUUCUAACAAUUACUGAUCCAAAAAAACUGCCAGUGCUGCUAAGUAACAAACUUGAAGGAGAGAUCUUUUUGAUUUUCAUCCAGUCAUUGGAACAUUAUGUCCUUGGAAAAGAUCCCGGCCUUGUAUAUCAGCAUCUUUUCUACUUGAGCAAAGCAGAAAGAUUUAAGGUGGUGCUGGCUCUUCUCAGCAAAAAUGAAAAAGAACAGGUUCGGCGACUGUUUGAUUUGCUCAUGGAAAACCAGAACCAUCAGUUCUCUUCAGAAGAACUUGACAGCCUUAAAAAGGUCUAUGAACUUUAAGAAGUUAAAAUGCAUUUGUCGUGUGGAUAGAGUUGCUGGUUAUGAGAUAUUGUGUGAACUCUGCAAACAUGUGUGGGUUGAAGUGGGUCUCUACAUGGACUGUAUGAAUUCUAUUUUAUUUUGACAGCAUACACAUGUUUAAAACUUGCUGCUCUUUUUUUUUCUUUUGAGUUGUAUACAGUUUUAGUCUAGAAUUUAAUGCAUGUCUUUGUGUUCAGUUAUGGAGUUCAUGUUUGGCAUCCUGAUUUUAGACACAGAAAUAUAUAUUUUGCAUUUAUAUAUAGCAUGAAAUACCUUGCUGGUACAAUAGAAAUGCACUUUCAGUCAUCACAUGUUCUGUCACUCUGUGGGUUGUACGCUCUUGCGGUAAAGAAGCACCUUCAAGACAAGCGGGUCUGUUAGCAAUAGCUUUGCUAUAAAGAAUUUACAACAAGUAUCAACAUUUUUCAAAUAAACUGCACAGCCCAUCUGUUUUUCAGCCCCCCCCCCCCCCCCUCCCGGCCUGUACAAAACAGAUGUAAAUAUUUGUGGUGCUGUACAAAGACGAAUGAAUAAUAUAUUAGCUUGUCAUGGAACAUUUUGACUCAAGAUAAUUAAUUAUUAACUAGAUGGGCACUUUUUUAAAUGGCAAACAAACGAGUAAGUUUUAGUGCACAGAGAACUCUGGGUGGAAGGAUUGCUCGUUUGCACAGCUCUUACAGGAACAAAUGGCUGCAUUUAAAAAUAAAAAUCUUUAACUCCUAGUUUGUAAUUGGAUUACUUAAAAUACCAGCUACUUCUGUGUACAGGCAUAUUCCUACAGCUAAAACUAAGACUGUGUUGUGGAGCAGCUGGGUUUUCUUGCAGGCAGUACUGUGUUUUAGAUUUGAUUCUGACAAAGCUCCAGUUUUCAAGAUGAGGUGUUAAAACUUUUCACGUGCCCCAAUGCCUUCUUGGCACGUGCAGUGUAAAUUACAUCCAGCUCACAAGUGCUGCAGGAGGAUCCUUAAAGAUGUUGUUCCAAUGAAAUCUUUUCUCAGGUGAAUUAAAAAAAAUAAAUAAAAGUCUUUUUCCUGAAAA
Numida meleagris (helmeted guineafowl) is the source of this 4086-nucleotide messenger RNA. RefSeq names its product sperm associated antigen 1 (gene SPAG1). Lineage: Eukaryota; Metazoa; Chordata; Aves; Galliformes; Numididae. The record is from RefSeq and is a predicted model, not a curated record. Gene Ontology annotation, biological process: axonemal dynein complex assembly. Gene Ontology annotation, molecular function: protein binding. The transcript is spliced from 19 exons. Gene Ontology annotation, cellular component: cytosol. Bases 121 to 3027 code for a protein of 968 amino acids.